This is a messenger RNA of Naegleria fowleri, 2895 nucleotides long. RefSeq lists its product as uncharacterized. NCBI's taxonomy places the organism in Eukaryota, Heterolobosea, Eutetramitea, Acrasida, Naegleriidae. Gene Ontology annotation, biological process: protein secretion. The transcript has 3 exons. The record is from RefSeq and is a predicted model, not a curated record. Bases 1 to 2895 code for a protein of 964 amino acids.
AUGUCUCAACAAGAUGAAGCUUGCUCAACAACAACUUCAACGUUGAAUGCACAUGAGCCUUUUGAAGCAAACCACCAACCAAACGACUCUGAAAAUCAUCAUCAUCAUAUUGAUACGAAUGAUCCAUCAUCUAACAAUCAUUCAUCAAAAUCUCUUUCAUGCUCUCUUCAGCCACUACUUGAGGAGAUUCGGAAAGAUUUAAUUCAAAACUCUUCAUCAUGCAAUCAUGUAAAUAACAUGUGGCAAUACGUAGAAAAAAUUUGCCAAGUCAUGAACAAUGAAAAAGAACAACACGAAGUAUAUGCCAUUUCAUCUCUAAAGAUUGGAUUAGAGUUAAUUGUUGUGUGGGGAAUUGUACCUCGACUAUUGAAAGGAGUUGGAAUUUCUCUUUCCAAAAGAAUUGAAUCACUUUCACAACAAAGUAAAAUAUCAGUCAAUAAGCAAAGUGAAUUUAGUGAAAAUGAAAAAAUUUCACGAAAUGAAUUGGAAAAGUUGGUGAAAUGUGUGAAAAUUUUAUGUGAUAUUUCAAACUGGGAUGAGUUUUACAAUCAACUUGUGUUACAAAAUUACUUGACUGAUAUUUAUUCUGCUCUCUUUCAAAUCCUUUAUUUAUGCAACAAUUUAAAAAAAACAUUAGAGCAAAAACAAAAAGAAAAUUGUCCAUCCUCUGUCAUUGCCCAUCUCUCUCAACAAUUUGGAAUUGAUGAGUCAGAUCGAUUGUAUUGCUCAGAAUUACUCUACAAAUUACUAACUCAAACUCAUGAAUCGAUGGUUGUUUAUUGUCUCGUCACAUUACUUUCACAACCAACUCUACCUCAAUGGCUUAAAAAUAGAUGCACCAUUUGGCUCUCAAAAACAAUAUUAAGGCCAAAAGGAGUUUUUGCUAUCAUUUCAGUGAUGCUCGACAAUGUACCAGAAUCUAACUUUAGACAUUAUGAAAAAAUUGUGGACUUGAUUGUUGCUGUUCCAAAAGACACGAAUGCUCAAGAUUAUUUCAAAAUAAUUUGCCCACAAAUUAUCAAACUAUUUCGAUUGAGAGGAAAGAAUAGUCAUCAUUUAUUGAAGACUAGUGCGCUCCUUUGUGGAAAAAUUAUUGAAAAAUUUCCUUCCAUUGCACAAGAAUUAAUUUUGGAACCCAUCCUUUCUCCUCUUAAAAAGUUUAUCAAGUUUCAACAAAUGGCUGAUGAAGAAAUGCAACUCUAUUCGACUAUGGUGAACGGUGUUAGUGUCAGUACUAGUAGUAGUGGCGAUUCCAAUCCUAAUGAAACUUUUCAGAGAAAAACAGAUUCCUCACUUCUUUCUCUUGAAGAUGAAGUACAUUUUCAAAAAGAAGAAAUUCUGUGUGAUGAAAAUGAAAUUGGUCAAUGUGUCGAAGAUAUUCAUCGAUUAUUGUUUGGAAACACUCCAGCAAGUUUCAUGUAUAAUUCUAUUUCUCCGAUCAUUCCAGCACUUUUUUCAAUUAUAUUGUUUUGUGAUAGUGGAGGUGUUUCUAUCAAAUUAGUAUCUGAAUUGAAUAGAGAUUAUCUUUGGGAAGCUAGUUGUUUGAUUAAUCUUUUCAAACUUUUGAAAAAUCAUACAGUUGCUGGAGAUUUAUUUGUACAUUUAAUCACUCAAUUCACUGUGGUGAAACAACAUAUGGAAAGCACGUUGAACCAUGUCGAACCAUGUGUGAAAGAUGAACCCUUUUUGUCAUCCUCAACACCUUUAUUGAUCUUUUCUCAUCCUCAACAACAAGAGGUUCCACUCCCAGAAAAUGCAAUCAUUCUUCUUCAAGCCAUUUCCUUUGUGAAAUUUUUACUUUUAAAUCAUGAAAAUAGAUUUGAUGAAGAAUCAUUGGAAUCUGUAGUGAUGGCUCUUGGAAUUCUAUCUGCAAUUUUAUGUGGUGGAAUUUCAAUCAAAACACUCGAUGAGGAAGAAAAACUUGAAGAUUUGAAACCAAUUCUUAAUCGAUACAAAAUCUAUGAACAUCAACAAAUUUCAGAGAUGGCUUCAACUGCUCUGUUAAGUAUCGAUACAAAACAAUACAAAGAGAUUCAUGGAAAUGUAGAAGAAUAUACUGAAGAGGAAAAAAUCAAAAUCAAAUUCGAUCACAUUUUACAAGAUUUGAGAGAUCCACUGUUGCCAGUGAGAGCACAUGGAGUUCUUUCAUUGAGAGAAAUUGUGUUAGAAAAAAAGAAAAAUCCUAUCAUUGAAAAACAGGUUCAUAACAUUUUUGAUAUUUUACAAUCUCAGUUGAAAGAUGAAGAUACCUAUGUAUAUUUAGGAGCUAUCAGUGGAUUGACUGCACUGGGUGAUGUUUACCCAGAUACUAUCAUUCCCAUUCUUGUGGACACAUUUGGUGAUAAGAAACAAACCAUCGAACAAAGACUUAAAAUUGGAGAAAGUUUGGUAGAUUUGGCAGAACGCUGUGGUCAAAUGCUUCCUAAAUAUGCACACUAUUUUGUUUAUUGCUUUUUAAAGUGUGGAAAAGAAAAUGACAAGGAUUUUGAAUUAGUACGAGCAAGCUCUGUAUCGAAUUUAGCGACUUUGGUUCAAAUCUUAAAAUUUGGAGUUCAUCCAUUUGUACAAGACAUUAUUGAUUGUGCAUCAUAUGUUCUCAAUUUUGACAAAAGUGAGCAUGUACGACGUGCAGCUGUGUUGAUCUUUGAUAGAUUUGCAAAAACUUUCAAAACAGAACUGUUUGAGGUUUGCGAAGCAGCAACUUUGGAUCAAUUCAAGACGAUACUAAACAAAGCUGCUUUCUACGACACAGAUGAAAUUGUGAGAGUGAACGCAAAGACAGUCAUUUGUGAGAUGGACGAUCUGAAAGAUGAACAAAUGACGCCCACCACCUACAUUCCAGGAGCUGACAAAAAUCAUUAUCUCAACAAUUUCCUUAAAUUCAUGAAUCAUUAA